UUAACAAAGCAAAAAAAAUAAAAAUGGAGUAUCACAGUUCAUUCAUGAUUUUACUUCUUGUAUCAACAAAUCUAUUACUUUGUGAAGCUCGCCAGUUUCGUGUUACGGAUCAAGUAUAUUUUGACAUAAAAACUGAAGAAAAAGAUCUAGGUCGCGUCGUAAUAGGUUUAUUUGGAGACUUAGCGCCUAAAGCGGUGAAAAACUUUAAAUCUCUGUCUACCACUGGCAUACAAGGGAAGUCUUAUAAGGGCACCUCUUUUAACCGCAUAAUUAAAAGGUUUAUGGUACAAGGUGGUGAUGUAGUAGCAGACGAUGGAACAGGUUCUAUAAGUAUAUAUGGAGAAACAUUUGAUGACGAGAAUUUGGAGACACAACAUACUGGCGCGGGGUUUGUCUCUAUGGCAAAUAAAGGUCCAAAUACAAAUGGCUGCCAGUUUCUUAUUACAACAGUUGGAACACCAUGGUUAGAUAACCUACAUACUGUGGUGGGAAAGGUUGUGGAAGGUCAGAAUAUAAUACACAUGGUGGAGCACACCCCUACGGAUGUUGAUGACAGGCCUACAGUGCGCGUGUACAUCGCUGACAGCGGGCUGGUGCCAACACCGCAACCAUACUACGUGUCUGACGACCCCUACGAUCUGUGGGCGUGGAUCAAAGCGUCAGCAGUGCCACUCACCAUGUCCUUCUCUAUCCUCGGCUUCUUUCAUUGGAUGAUGAGGAAAAUGGAGAUAUGAAUAACUAUGUACAAUUUAUGUUAUUACCCAGUCACUUAAAUAUAUCAAUUUUAUAAAGGAAGGCAAUCUAAAAUCACUCAAAAUAAAAGUUUUGAUUUAAUCAA
This is a messenger RNA of Trichoplusia ni (cabbage looper), 838 nucleotides long. Its product is annotated as peptidyl-prolyl cis-trans isomerase B-like. Gene Ontology annotation, biological process: protein peptidyl-prolyl isomerization. Bases 24 to 734 code for a protein of 236 amino acids. The record is from RefSeq and is a predicted model, not a curated record. Gene Ontology annotation, molecular function: peptidyl-prolyl cis-trans isomerase activity. Gene Ontology annotation, cellular component: intracellular membrane-bounded organelle. The transcript has 6 exons. NCBI's taxonomy places the organism in Eukaryota, Metazoa, Arthropoda, Insecta, Lepidoptera, Noctuidae.